Podarcis muralis (Common wall lizard) is the source of this 1428-nucleotide messenger RNA. Lineage: Eukaryota; Metazoa; Chordata; Lepidosauria; Squamata; Lacertidae. The record is from RefSeq and is a predicted model, not a curated record.
CUGGUGGUGGUCGAAGGUCAGCAGCCAAGCCUCCUAGGGCUAGACUGGUUUGAUGCCCUCGGCCUGGAAGUCACCGGCAUCAACUGCAUCUCUAAUGCAGAGACUGAGGGUCUGGUCAAAGACUUUGCCGAGGUUUUUGAAGGCACUUUGGGUCAAUAUACAGGUACACCCAUCUCCUUUAGCCUUGAUCCACAAGUCGCCCCCAUCAAGCUAAAGCCACACCGGGUUCCCUUUGCUCUCAAGGCUAAGGUGGACGAACAACUGGACAAGCUGAUUGCCCAAGGAGUUUUGGAGCCAGUUGACCACUCCAAGUGGGAAACCCCCAUCGUCACGCCUGUCAAGCCGGACGGUUCGGUGAGAAUCUGUGCCGACUACAAGUGCACGAUCAAUAAGGCACUUCAGCAGCACGCUUAUCCGGUUCCUGUUGUCCAACACCUGCUGCAUUCCCUGGGUGAGGCCCAGACGAUCAUCACCCACCGAGGGGCAUUCCGCUGCCGCCGUUUGCAGUUCGGGGUGAGUGUGGCGCCUGGCAUCUUCCAAAGCCUUAUGGAGUGUCUCCUGCAAGGGCUUUCGGGCGUGGUACCAUAUUUUGAUGAUGUCUUGGUGGAUCACACCAUCAGCCUUGUGCUCAACUGGGUGUGGAGGGGGUGGCCACAAGGGUCUUUUGCAUUGGAAUUCCAGCCGUUCGCAACCAGACAACACGAACUCUCAGCUCAUUGUGGCUGUCUGCUGUGGGGAGACUGCGUCGUGAUUCCUCAAAGACUCCGUCAAUGUGUCCUUGAGGCUCUGCACAUUGGCGACCCGGGAAUCGUUAAAAUGAAGGCAUUGGCUCGUUGUUCCGUCUGGUGGCCUAACAUGGACGAUGCCAUCACUGCCUGGGUUUCCGCCUGUCAAGCGUGCCAAGAAUUGAGGCCUGCGCAACCGGCAGCUAAGGGACACACCUGGGAGACGCCCAAGACACCCUGGUCGAGGGUGCCCAUCAAUCUGGCCAGCCCCUUUCACAGCUGGACCUUUAUGGUAGUGGUGGAUGCCUAUUCCAAAUGGCUGGAGGUGGCCCUGAUGCCCUCCACCACUACCGAGGCCGUCAUCCGGGUGCUGCAAGGCCUCUUUGCGACACAUGGGUGUCCUGAUGUCCUUGUCUCUGACAACGGACCACAGUUCACGUCAGGCACUUUUGAGCUGUACCUUUUGGGACUGGGUAUCUGCCAUGCUCUAACGGCACCAUUUCAUCCAUCCAGCAACGGGCAAGUGGAGAGAAUGGUGCGUUCAGCAAAAGAGGCACUGGGGCGGCUCCGCCGCCUCAGGUCCCCACUCAACCGGCUGCACCUGGAUUUUGCCGUGGCUGAACACCCAGGCUGUGCCAACCUGACAUCACACAACGUCCUGACAUCACUCUGUGACCAGCUCCUCGUUCAGCCUCAACAAUGA